Megalops cyprinoides (Indo-Pacific tarpon) is the source of this 3465-nucleotide messenger RNA. RefSeq names its product zinc finger protein 207, b (gene znf207b). The transcript has 10 exons. Bases 96 to 1454 code for a protein of 452 amino acids. The record is from RefSeq and is a predicted model, not a curated record. Gene Ontology annotation, cellular component: nucleus. NCBI's taxonomy places the organism in Eukaryota, Metazoa, Chordata, Actinopteri, Elopiformes, Megalopidae.
UGAGCACGCCAUUUUCUCUGUUCGCCUAGGGAACAGAGUGUGCUGUCCUCUUUGGUUGUCGGAUACAUUUCUCGAAAAACCGGUAGAUUAAAACCAUGGGACGAAAGAAGAAGAAGCAGAUGAAGCCGUGGUGCUGGUACUGCAACAGAGACUUCGACGAUGAAAAAAUUCUCAUCCAGCACCAGAAGGCAAAGCAUUUCAAAUGUCACAUAUGCCACAAGAAGUUAUACACAGGUCCAGGUUUAGCCAUCCACUGUAUGCAGGUGCACAAAGAAACCAUAGAUGGGGUCCCCAACGCCAUACCCGGGAGGACAGACAUUGAAUUGGAAAUCUAUGGCAUGGAAGGUAUCCCAGAGAAGGACAUGGAAGAGAGGAGGAGAGUGCUUGAACAGAAAACACAAGCUGAGAGUCAGAAGAAGAAACAGAACAACCAGGAGGACUCUGACGAGUAUGAAGAUGACGAAGAGGCGGGCCCUUCUUUCCAGCAGCCGGCCAUGCAGCCCCAGACAAGCUUCAUCCCCCCUAUGACCCAACCUGGGAUGCCCCCGGUGCCCGGGGGUCCCGGCAUGCCUCCAGGGAGCUUCACAGGGAUGCCUCCCAUGAUGCCUGGCGUUCCUCCCAUGAUGCCAGGGAUGCCCCCGGUGAUGCCAGGCAUGCCACCAGGCAUGAUGCCAAUGGGUGGGAUGAUGCCCCCUGGACCAGGAAUGCCCCCGAUGAUGCCAGGCAUGCCACCAGGUAUGCCCCCUCCAGUGGGACAUCGUCCAGGCAUGUCUCACAUGGCUCAAGCCCCGCCCGUUACUGCGCCUGGCAUGCUGAACAGGCCGGCUGUACCCGCGGCGACCGCACCAGCGCCCCAGCCCGCCGUCACCAAGCCGCUGUUCCCCAGUGCAGGACAGGCUCAGCAGGCAGUGUCCGGUCCAGUUGGCACAGAUUUCAAACCUCUGAGCACACCUGCCACAUCUUCAGACCCUCCUAAAGCAACAUUCCCAGCUUACACCCAGUCUACUGCCUCGACCACUAACCCCUCCAGUAGCACUGUAUCCAAACCCCCCGCUACUGUGACAAGUAAGCCUGCCACCCUCACUACAACGAGUGCAACCAGUAAGUUGAUCCACCCUGAUGAGGAUAUCUCACUGGAGGAAAGACGGGCACAGUUGCCCAGAUACCAGCGGAAUAUUCCCAGGCCGGGACAGGCCCAUAUGGCCGUCCCGCCGGUGGGCCCAAUGGGGGGCAUGAUGCCCCCUCAGCAGGGUAUGCCUCCUCAGCAGCCCGGGAUGAGGCAUCCCAUGCAUGGGCAAUAUGGCGCUCCGCCUCAGGGAAUGCCUGGCUAUAUGCCAGGAGGAAUGCCUCCGUACGGACAGGGGCCUCCGAUGGUCCCACCUUUUCAGGGGGGACCCCCCAGGCCGCCCAUGGGAAUGAGACCUCCCGUAAUGUCUCAGGGAGGUCGAUACUGAAGCGCAACCGUCAUCUCUCAAUAGGUUUGGAGAUUAAACCUUUUCUCAUCUUUUUUUUUUUUUUUUUUAAAGUAGCCAAGCCAAUAACAGUAAGUCAAGUGAGGAAGAAAAAAAUUGCGACGCACGGGACAUUCUCGAUUUACAUAACGUUCUGUUUAAACGAACACCAACUGUUGUUGCAAUUGAUACUGUGUGGCUUUUUUUUCUCAUGUUCCAUUUAGGUUUUUAGAAGUGAAGUUUAGUAAAUAUGGUUCGUAAUGUUUUGAAGGCGCUGGAGUAACAUGAACGUACCACGUUUAUCAAGGCAAGUUUCUGUAAAUACCGUUAUUCUACUGAACAGUGAGGCCUUCGCAGCACUCUAGGUGCUGUUGGACUUUGUGUCCCCAGCUUUGCUUGGUGAGGGCUUCAGAUAACUAUUCCAACCUUUUGUGUCUAGCUUUGUUGCAGGUUUAAUCUAAGGCCACAAAAAGUAAAUUAAGUCAAUGAUUUCUGUACUGUUGUAAAGAAUGAUUGUAAUAAAACCUGAUGAAAACUUGAGGCUGUUUUUUCAUGACCGGGGCAAGGAUCUCUUCAUUAAGGUUUGUACAUGUGCUGGAUUUAUGGAACUGUGACUGUAAAGACCUGUUCUACUCGGUAUGGAGGUUUCUCGUAACAGACCUAAGAGUAGGCCCAGAGGGCAAGAGCAGUGUGCGGGCUGUUGUAGGCUGCUGCUGCCACCUCCUGCAAGAAAGCAUUCUCUUUCAAAACAAAGCACAUUUUCAUCUUUUUUUAGUAUUUGUUAGGAGUAUUACGCAGAACAAUUCCUCAUAAUGGUAGCACUCAGCCUCAAGAUAUUGCAUUACUCUGGCUGCUGUUUCCGUCCACUGUAAUGGCUACCCUGCCAUAUUGUGAGAUCAACUGUGUUGGCAGCAGUAGUAUUUACAUGUAAUUCCAAUGACCCUGCCAGCUGUGUACAUAUGUUUUCUUUUCUCAUCUCCCCCAUUGUAACUGCAGAUUUCAUUCCUUUCACAUACUAAGAGUGAUUUUGGGGAAACCUCCAUAAAAGGGUAACCAUUAUGACUGCCUUGAAUGUAUACUUGGAUUAGAUAUUAUGGUCAGAGUUCUGUAAAUGGACCGUUGCUUUCAGAAAGUGGUUUCAGAAGCACAUGCGCUGGAAUGUGUAUGAAAUCACCUACCGCUGUUUGACGUUCCAGUACAAUUGAAUGGAUACUUGGUCAUCCACAUUGAGACAUGGUCACCCUGAUUGCAGCUGGCUGUGCUGCGAUUUGGAAUUGGUACCAGAACUUUUACGAUACGUUUCAACUCUGGCGGCCCGAAAUCAAUUUUGAGCCACCUAUGGUUAAUCCAGUGGUGUGUAGAAGAAGCCUGGUCCAUUUUUUUGUUCAAUUUCUCAUUUAUAAUUGUCCUUAUGAUUUAUCAGGGUUUGAUUUUUGAAUUUGGAUGUUGCCAAUGACCACAAUGUUUAGAUUUGCACGUGGUAAAAUACCUGUAUACCUGUUAAAUGUUUCAUUUAAUGUCAAAAGUGCUGUUUUAGAGCUGCUUGUCAUUGUCACUAUACUUCAGAGAGUUAGUUUAAAACAUAGCUUGCAUUUACAAGGGGGCACCUAUCAAAGAACAUUCAAAAAGGCCCCUCAGUCCAAAUCGGAUGGCUGUAAACCUGCUCAAUAUUUGAAGGGCCAAGUUGUAUAUGAUUUUGGUUGGCAGGAGAAAAUGAUUAGCAGUUACGUGCUUUUAAAAAGCCUAUGUAAGUAGGAAAACAAAUAGGCCACUGAGGUUUAAACUCUGGCACUAAAUGUGCUUCUCAGAAGUACCCCAAACCAAAUGAUCAGCCAAAUCUUUGGACACAUUUAAUUUUUCUCCAGUUUGAGAGAAUUUGUAAAUUGCAUUUUUGGUUGUGUGGUGCUACCACGAGUGGUUCAGCCAAGUAGCUUUGAGCAGCACUAUAGGGACGUUAAAUGCAUGUGUAUUGGUGAAGGAGAAUUUGGCUGUUCUGCUAAAAUGAGGAUUUCUC